AUGCCCGCGAUCGACACGCAUGAGGUCGCGUACCAGGCCCGAGAGUGGAGUGAGGACGAGCUGAGCGGGACGACGGCGGUGGAGGAUAUUGUCAGCGUCGGGAGCAGCUUCAGGAGGGCGCGCAAGCACCUGGCCGAUCCGUCGACAUUUCCGCCGCCCGCGCUCUCGAGCGGGUCCUCUGCGUCGACACGUUCGACGGCCUAUUCGAGCACGGGAAGCGCUCUGGCGCACGAAUACGCGCACGUGCACGUUGUGGGCAGCACCGAGUCCCCGAUUAGCCCGGUCGACUCGAGCAUCGGUGUCGCCGUCUCGGACGACCUCGAGCCCUCGUCCUCCUACCGCGCGCCCAUCGACCAGACAUCCCGCUGGUCCCAGAAUUAUUCCCAGAGUCUGCGUUCGCGCUCGAGCCUCGUCCGCUCAAACUCUAUUUCCGGCCGCGAACACUUGCAACAGCCGCCCGUGGCGCCUGCAAUGACACACAACCUGCGCACGACACCCAGCUAUGACCUCAGCUGGCAACCGGUCGACGAGCGCGACGAGGUCGAUCUGACAUCAGAAGACGACGACACGGAUCUCGACAUGGACGACGAUGACGACGACGACCCCGACCGCGAGGAGGAGCGCACGGCCGCCAUCGUAAUCGCCGAGGAGGGUCGCGGUCUCAUCGUCCGCGGCGAUGGCGUCGCUACCGUCAAGCUCAGAGUUGAUCCAGGCACAACACAUCUCCUAGUCGGUUCCAGCAGCACUCCCAAUGCUAUUCCCUCCUUUCUCAACCAGACUCUGCCCAUGAUAUCGAGCUCUCUGCUGGCGCUGGACAUAUCUUGCAACUUCUUGGGUGCUCUCCCACUUUCGCUGGAGGCGUGCGUCGGUCUGGAAGAGCUCAACAUCUCCUCUAAUCCCAUUCGAGCCAUUCCCAUCUUCAUCGCCAGCUUGACCAACUUGCGGGUCUUGAUUGCGGACUCGACGGGUAUCAACACUUUGCCUCCUCAGUUGUCUGCACUUGAGCAUCUCCAUUCGCUCUCGAUCCGGCGCAACAAGAUGUAUUCGCUGCCCAUUUGGCUUUGCCAACUUCCUGCGCUUGAAACGCUUCUUGUAGACGGCAACCCCUUUCAAGGGCCCUGGAAGGCGCUGGUUGAUCCUCUUCUCGCAAAGGAAAAUACUGUCCCAUUGUACCCGCCAUCGACGCCCAUUCACCCACCUCCAUCUGCGACGACGGCAACGCACUCAGAAGGACACUCGGAUUUGGAUGAUCCCAGUCCAUCGGAAUCGCCCUACCUGGGCGUUGAGCGCCAUUCAGCUGAGGACGAGGAUAAUACGAUUGUACCCAAUCGUGCAUCCUUGGUUACCAGUCGUGCACCCGAUUUGCCGCCCCCACCACCUACGCCUCCUACACCUCUCCGCAGCCCAGGACUCACUCGCACUCGCACUGCGCCCAACCGCGGUUAUUUUGACCGUGAUCGCAGCCCGCGCGGAGGCGAGCCGACGUCUGGCGCACGCGCUGUCAGCCAGCACGAAUCAUCGUCGCGAUCUGGGAAAUCAGGAGAUGGACAAGUCCGCCGUAUGAAAAGUGCUGGAGAGCUGCGCGCGGGGCGAGGAGCGCAUACUGCACCUGUAUCACCCGCUGGUUCACCGCCUGCGUUGCCGUCUCCUCGAGCAUCGCCUCCAACAAGCAGACCGGCUACCAACUACGCUUCUGGUUCGGCUAGCUCGUCAAAUCUUCUCGGCACUCCAGAAGUCCUUCCUCCGCGCUUCGCGUCACUCGGCGCAACAAAUAGCCUGAUUGCCGCGAACGCGCGGGCUCGGCCAGCUCUGCGCGAUGGGUUGUUCUCUGACAUCCCUGCAUCUUCGGCAGCAGCCGAAUUCCCAGCAGGGGCGACUUCUCGCUCGCCAUCUCGGCCUCCGUCGCCGCCUCCGAGUGCACCUCCACACGGUUUAUUCAGUAAACCUGGCUCACCAGAGGCGGCUGAAAAGCGGGCAAGAGCAGGUCCGCCACAAGUCGGUUCGGGGAAGAAGGAGAAAGGGAAAUGGGGAUUCCUGCGGAAAAUGAGCAUGGGCAAGCUCAAGAACGACUCGCCUCCAUUACCUGGGGCGCCGCCGCCGAGACCAGCGCCUAUGCAAAUAGCGUCUGCGACAAGUCUCCCGCGUCCUGGCCCUGCUCCGCUUGUAGGGAUACCAGAUCAACGCAGCGCGAGCACUCCCCUACUCGCUCGACAAGUGCAGGCACAUGGGCCGUCUAAGCUCGACGUACGUCUCUCGAGCACGGGCGCAUUGAAUAUCGACAUGCCUUCACUCAAUGGCUCGGCAUUUCCACCGUCCAUCAUUGAACCGGAGGAGGGCGAAGAAGCUGGGCUGCCCCAAGUGGUGGAGAUAGACGAUGCACCCUCGACGGCAACGCCGCCAAGUGCGUCCGCGAGUACACCCGGUUUCCUAGGCGCUACGGGGAGCAGCAGCAUGCUCGUACCGCCCGCAUCACCGACAAGUCGGCGAGCCAAGCGACGAAGCUUCCUGCCCAUUGACUUCGCAGGCGGCCUGACAAUACCGGUUCCGAGCCCAUCCGCCUUCGUUACUGGCUUUGCGGUGGACGAAGGUGCACCCUCUGAUGAAGCGGAGCGCGCGCGUACACCAAGCCCGACGCCCGCCGACCUGUUGCGACGCGAGGAGGAGCGUGCACGCGAGGCAUACACGCGCGCACUGCGAUCUGUCAUGGCGUAUCUACGCGACAUGCACGAUCUUAGUGUGCCGCAAAUUAUGCCCGGUGCGCCUGCGGAGGGUACACGUAGCCGUCGGCCGACGGUCAGUGAGGUCGGCGGGCGGACGAACUCGGAGACAAGUACGCCCAGUGUUAGUACGACUGGCACGCCAGUCAUCGGGAGCCCGACGAGUGCCAGUACCAAUGGCGGGCAGCUGAGGAGUAUGGAGAGCAUCAGCCGGUUGCGGAGUGUCAGCCAGAGCCAGACAACGAGCAUGAUGAGCACGGAUAGCUCGGGGAGCGGGAGCGAGAGCCGGAAGUUCAAAGAUGACGGCGCGAAGCGGGCGGCUAUCCUACGCGAGAUCGUUGAGACGGAGCGAACGUACGUCAAAGGCUUGCAAGAGCUCAACGACCUGUACAUCAAACCCGCGGAGGCACCCGUCAAUGUGCUCGGCGCGAGUACGAAGGAGACGAUUGUGCCAAAGGAGGAGCGAAAAGUCGUGUUCAGCGGCGUCGAGGCUCUCUUCUCAUUCCACAGCAACAACUUCCUUCCUGCGUUGGAACAUGCCGCGGCACCCAUUCUGCGUCUGCGCUCAGCUGCGUCGGAGGAUCCUGAUGGGAGGCUGUCGCUCACCGCGGCGGUCGCCGUUGCUAGCGCAUUCGUGGACCACGCCGCAUUCAUGCGGAUGUACUCAACGUACAUCAACAACUUCGACAAUGCUAUUGACCGUAUCAAGACAUGGACGGUGGACAAGGCGGGGUUAGGUGGCUCGCCCAAUCCUGGCCUCGCCACAUCCGCACAAGUCGUCGGCCUCGGACUUGGCUCAAAUUCGUCAGAGACAUCGUCACCGCUCAAUGGUGGCCAGCGCAAGCGCAUCAAGCAGUAUCUCAAGCGUGCACGACUCUCUCCACGGCACAGUCAGCUCAACAUCGAGGGUUACCUUCUUCUUCCCGUCCAACGUAUCCCACGGUACAAGCUGCUUCUCGAGCAGUUAGGAAGCAGUACUCCGCCGACAUAUGAGUAUGUGGAUCCCUUGGAUAAGGCCCUGACGGAGAUCUCGAGUCUGGCGACGAACAUGAACGAGGGCAAGCGCGAGGCGGAAGGCAGGCGCAAGCUGGUACAAUGGCAGAGCCGGAUACGCGGCCGCUUCCCGAGCCCGCUUGUACAACCGCAUCGACGGCUCAUCAUGGACGGACCCCUUUUGCUUACGCGCGUCGUACGCAAGGUCACGAUCGGCUUCGAGGUUGUCGAUGGCAUGGGCGACACCACAGAUGUGCAGGUCGAGUGCCUUGCACCCGAGCAGACGCCGCGUAGUCUCGUUGGGAUUCUGUGUAACGAUUUGCUUGUGCUCUGUCGCGACCCGAGUGAUGGGAGGGAUCCAGGCAGUCAGGUCGAUCUAUGGGCAGUGUUGCGUAUGCAGACUUUGCCACAACCGGCGAGCAUCGUACAUGGCAACGUGCUCCGCCUGGUUGAUAAUAAGGCUAUCCUCUACUUCGAGGCUGUCAGCACGAGCGAUGCUCUGACGUGGUUCCGAGCUAUCAAUCUGCACAUUCCCAGCAAAACAUAA
Peniophora sp. CBMAI 1063 is the source of this 4257-nucleotide messenger RNA. The record is from the annotation of a GenBank genome assembly. Lineage: Eukaryota; Fungi; Basidiomycota; Agaricomycetes; Russulales; Peniophoraceae.